GGGGCCGGCUGUGGGGGCCCCUCCCUGGCCACUGCUGAGCCUCGGGGUCCAUCCCCCCCUCCAACCUGGCAGCAUGAACCCCUGCGGGCGCGCCAGGCGACACACAUCCAGAGGGGCCAUGGCCGUCCUGGCGUGGAAGUUCCCGCGGACCCGGCUGCCGGUGGGCGCCAGUGCCCUCUGCAUCGGGGUCCUGUGCUGGCUCUACAUCUUCCCUGUGUACCGGCUGCCCGACGAGAAGGAGAUCGUGCAGGCGGUGCUGCAACAGGGCACGGCGUGGAGGAGGAACCACACGGCGGCCAGAGCCUUCAGGAAGCAGAUGGAGGAUUGCUGCGACCCUGCCCAUCUCUUUGCCAUGACCAAGGCAAACUCCCCCAUGGGGAAGAGCAUGUGGUACGACGGGGAGUUUCUGUACUCAUUCACCAUCGACAACUCGACGUAUUCUCUCUUCCCCCAGGUGACCCCAUUCCAGCUGCCCCUGAAGAAAUGUGCCGUGGUGGGAAAUGGUGGGAUUCUGAAGAACAGCGGCUGUGGCCGUCGCAUAGAUGAAGCAGAUUUUGUCAUGCGAUGUAAUCUUCCUCCUUUGUCAAGUGAAUACAUCAGAGAUGUUGGUUCCAAAAGUCAUUUAGUGACAGCCAACCCCAGCAUUAUCCGGCAAAGGUUUCAGAACCUGCUGUGGUCCAGAAAGACAUUUGUGGACAACAUGAAAAUCUAUAACCACAGCUAUAUCUACAUGCCUGCCUUUUCCAUGAAGACAGGGACCGAGCCAUCCCUCCGGGUUUAUUACACACUGUCCGAUGUCAGUGCCAAUCAAACAGUGCUCUUUGCCAACCCCAACUUCCUGCGUAGCAUUGGGAAGUUCUGGAAAAACAGGGGAAUCCACGCCAAGCGCCUGUCUACAGGACUCUUCCUGGUGAGCGCGGCCCUGGGCCUCUGCGAGGAAGUGGCCAUCUAUGGCUUCUGGCCCUUCUCCGUGAAUAUGCAUGAGCAGCCUAUCAGCCACCACUACUACGACAACGUCUUGCCCUACUCUGGUUUCCAUGCCAUGCCGGAGGAAUUCCUCCAACUCUGGUACCUUCAUAAAGUCGGUGCACUGAGAAUGCACCUAGAUCCUUGUGAGGAUGCCGCUCUCCAGCCCACUUCUUAGGGACAGCAGGAAAAGAAAAAAAAAGAGAUGAUAGAGAACCAAGCCAGGGUAUUUUUCUGUUGUUGUUGUUGUUGUUAAGUUUUCUACAUGACUCUAAAAGGAAAUGGCCGAGUGGUUUUCUGGAUUUGCAAGGACCACUUGGGAAAACUAAAACAACCAGAAUCCAAGGGAAACUGCUUUUAAUGUUGACUUGGAGGACCCAUAAGAAAAGAAAUAGCCUGUGAAAUACUUUAUAAAACACAUGAUGGAUUUGCAACUAGAAAAAUGAUAAUAAAAUGAAGUUGAUAACGGGCUGUUUACAUGCCUCAAAUCUAGAAGGUACAACUCUCAAACAAGGAACUCUACUGGUUGAAGAAAUGCCAGGACAAGAGUGCUACUCUUUAUGAGCAUAAACUGGAUUAAUGAAAAACAGACAAACAAACAUUAAGACUUAGAUUACAACUGUAGAUUUUUUUUAAAAAAAUCAUUUAUUUUUAACCUGUUUAGGCAGUGAGUGGGUGAUUUAAAAAAAAAAAACUUACUGAAAAAUGCUACAACUGAUUAGUAUGGUUUGUUGAGCCAAGUCUAUGUUAUCAGUAGUUCCUCUCUGUUUAAAAGAUGUUAGUUAAAAAUUGCUUCCUCCCCUCUUGUCAAGUCUAUUUAGACAGUGUGCAGCGUUGUUACAUUAAGGCUGUGUUGAGCCAUUGUCUCACCUCCUCAGAAUCUAGGGCAUCAACUCUUUUACAAAACCCUUUUACUCACAUCAUGUAAAACUGACCACAUUUUCACUGUUACUUUUUUUUUUUUAAUACCAGAACACUGCUCAGCUCUGGCUUAUAGUGGUUGAAGAUUGAACCUGGGACCUCAGAGCCUUAGGCACAAGUCUUUUGCAUAAAUUGUGCCAUUUCCCCCACUUAUCUUACUGCAAAAAGCACUAUCCCUUCUCCUCCUCCUUGUUCUCCUCUCUUUCUCUCUCACAAACACACACACACACACACACACACAUUUAUUUACAAUUUAGCACCAUUGUCUUCAUCCUUCAAAGUUCAGAGAUGAAGUAAAGCACAAUGAUAGGAAGCUUACUCUCUGGGGGACAGAUGGGAAGCCACACCCCCUUUUUAUCCAUGAUGGUGCAGUCAUUGCAGGAUGAGUCAAAGCAUGCACACUUGCACACAAGCAUUUCGUUCAUGUGCUCACAUGCUUUAAGCUCAUGCCCAUGCAUCCAUGAAAGCUAAACCCACAGGACCAGUGUGGCAAACACCAGCGACCAGGGUUGGAACGCUCCAAGUACAUUACAUGCUGCCCCUCCCCAGUCCUAUUGAAAACGUGCAGCCUCCUGCUUGCCAUGCUUAAUGCUCCUGCCAGCAGGAGAGGCAAGUCUUCCCCACCCAGCCUCGCCCAGCAUCGCUUCCCUCAUUGGGUGAGCAGCAUCGCUUCCCUCAUUGUGACUCUCCAGCAUCUCACCUACAGACCCCUUGCAGAACGUGAUCAUGGUGUGUAAGCAGAGGGUGUAAGUGAGGAGCUGCUUCUUUCCAUUACCUCUGACCCACUGCAGGGAAUAUGAGGGCAGACUACAAGUAGUCCCCUGUGUUUGCAUGCAAGGGAAAGGAAGGCAGGGAUACUUCUCAGUGUCUUUGUGCCUGGGGAUGCCUUAAUCCUAGAAACACUAGAAAUCACUUUCGUUUUUAGUUUCACAAAAAUGUAGGUAAAUUGUGCCAUAAAGUUCUGCAUCAAUCUGAUGUAACUACUUCCCUAAGGUUUUGUUCACUUAUUAAUGAUAAAGAAUGAAAGAAGGAGAACCAGAGCAUCCCUCUGGCAUAUGUUUUGCUAGGGAUCAGUUUUGCUUGAGGAUCCAGCAUCUUAGCCAUAAUAUCACCUUCUGGGCAGCUCUGCUUCAGUGUUAGUGGCAGAACCUUAAUACACCAUGAAGAUUAAAACAGAUGGCGCUUUGCUGGAUUAACUUAAAAAAAAAAAAAAAGCCAAGAUCACAGAGCCCUUGGUUAAAAAAAAAAAAAAAAAAGAAAGAAAAGAACAACAUUGGAAUAGGUCAUUUCGAAUUUAGAUUGAAUAUUAAGAUUCCUAUUGAAA
Messenger RNA from Erinaceus europaeus (western European hedgehog), 3211 nucleotides. RefSeq names its product ST8 alpha-N-acetyl-neuraminide alpha-2,8-sialyltransferase 1 (gene ST8SIA1). The transcript has 5 exons. The coding region runs from base 74 to 1144 and encodes 356 amino acids. Gene Ontology annotation, molecular function: alpha-N-acetylneuraminate alpha-2,8-sialyltransferase activity. Lineage: Eukaryota; Metazoa; Chordata; Mammalia; Eulipotyphla; Erinaceidae. Gene Ontology annotation, biological process: oligosaccharide metabolic process; N-glycan processing. The record is from RefSeq and is a predicted model, not a curated record.